Messenger RNA from Sabethes cyaneus, 5696 nucleotides. It is a transcript of the gene mahj, whose product is annotated as protein mahjong. Lineage: Eukaryota; Metazoa; Arthropoda; Insecta; Diptera; Culicidae. The transcript has 7 exons. The coding region runs from base 465 to 5126 and encodes 1553 amino acids. Gene Ontology annotation, biological process: protein ubiquitination. Gene Ontology annotation, cellular component: Cul4-RING E3 ubiquitin ligase complex; nucleus. The record is from RefSeq and is a predicted model, not a curated record. Gene Ontology annotation, molecular function: protein binding.
CUAUCUUUAGUGUUUAAUUAUUUUUCUCGAAACGUGUGGUUUUUAGAAAGAAACAAAAUAUAUUAGCAGAUCAGUAAAUUUGUCCGUAAGAUUUAGCCUAAAAAUUUAUAAUUCCGAAGUGCUUUGCCUCACGCAAUGAAAACUGUCGUAACAGUUCGGUAAAAAGUUUUGCUCCUGGCGCGACGUUUUGACAUCUUGCGUGAAUGUGCAAUAGACAGCGAUUGAUUGCUCUCUUGGGUUGAGGUUAAGAAGCAGCGCGGAGCAUUCAUCCGCAUUUUGUUGUGCGUAGAAAAUCUGCUGUCAAAUAGUUGAAGAAGAGCCUCUAGUCUCUGUGGACAAUAUAUAUCGCUACGCCAUCGACGUUGGUUACCUUCGCAACAAGAGGAAGGAGAUUCACUGGCCAAGUUCCAGUCACAAGUGGAAAAAGGUUACAGUUUGUAGGAAGUUCUUUAAAUUAGGGAACAAUGGCAUCCCCACCGGACCAGGUGGAAAUAUUGCGUGGUCGCGAUCUGGCCCGUAUAUUUCAACUUUGGGAGGAACGGCAUAGCAUUCCUGGCUACGAUCCGGAACCAAUCGUCACGAGGUUGGCCGAAAUUUUCGAGGAAGAAACCGAAGUUUACAUGCGAAAAGAUCCGGAUCCUUUCGAUGAGCGUCAUCCUUCUCGGACGGAUCCGAACAGUGAACUGGGUCGUAUGUUGAAAACGCUGUUCCGCAAAGAUCACUUCAUGACCCGGCUGGUGAACGAUUACCUACGGGAUAAUUUCUUUACUCGGCAAAAUAUUCAACAGGGUUCGCAGUCACUGAACAUAGCAGCCUGUCGCUUGAUAUUGGUGAUCAUGCCGGGACUGGAAACGUCCGCCGUAUUCCAAGCGGAGUUUGACCACUUAAUUACGAGGCUAUAUAGCUGGGCAGAGUCGAGUCCGGAGCCAUUACAAAGCUACGCUACAGGUCUUCUGGGAGCAGCGAUGGAAGUGCAAGAAAUCGCCGUCAGUUUUCGAGAGCAGAACAUUCGGCUGUUACCGAUAAUGCUGAGGAGGUUGCAUGUGUUACAGCUAGCGCAUAGAAAUCGGGAUCGAUUAUCGGAAGCAGGGGAAGGCACAAGUAGUACUGCUUUCCAGAGAAUGUUUCAGGGAGAAGCCGGAGUCAUAAAUGCAAAAUCUACGACUGGCGAUUCCAUGGUGGUGGAUGAUGGCCUCGUAUCUCGUCCUUUUGCCCAUCUAGGAGCAUCAGAGAUGGAUGGUGAGUUAGUAGCAGCUAACGGGCCAACCCCACUAUCAAACCUGAACACUUUAUUUCAAAAUGAAAACAGUCAGAACACACAAGAUAAUGGACAGAGCAGAUCAGCUCAUAGAAAUAUGAUUCCGAUUUAUCCGGCAACAAUUGCGACCAGCCAAAUGUUGAUCUUGCGGUACUUGACACCAAUGGGAGAAUAUCAGGAAUUUCUUCCGCACGUUUUUGAGCACAAUGCCAUGAGUUUGAUUUUCCGUUAUAUCGAGAAUUUGGAUGCAAAGGAUACUUGUUUGGCUUUUGAAGCGCUCAAGUAUCUGGCUUCAUUGUUAUGUCAUAAAAAGUUCUCGCUGGAAUUCAUCGCCAACGGUGGACUCGAGCGUCUGCUGAAGGUUCCCCGACCAAGUCUUGCUGCUACGGGGGUGUCCAUUGCUUUUUACUAUCUGGCUUACUGCGAGGAUGCAAUGGAACGAAUUUGUCUGAUGCCACAGAAAAUUAUUACUGAACUAGUAUCCUACGCCUUGUGGCUGUUAGGAUGCUCUCACGAUUCCGGCCGAUGUCACGCCACCAUGUUUUUCGGUCUCAGUUGUCAGUUCAAAACAAUGAUGGACGAAUUCGACAAACAGGACGGUCUUCGGAAGCUGUAUAAUGUGAUCGCUGUUCUGCCGAUUCUUCUGCCGGCGGAUGACUACAACUUAAAUGACGACGAAGAAUGUGCAGCUCGACAGGUCGUUCGUCAUGUGUGCGUUGCUUUGAAAAAAUACUUCGAAAAUCAUCUUUACUACAAGUACAGCCAGGUGACUCGACAGCAGUGUCUGACUGGGACGUUAGCACAUCCGGUUUUUAAGUCGGUUAAAAAUUCCCCAGAAGUGAUUAGCGAUCAAAUUAAAACCCUCCAGGAGUUGCUCCCAAUGAAAGCUCCCUGGACACCGGUUGAUGAGUUUUUAACAUUGGGUGGUGUAAACCUUCUGCUGCGGAUUAUCGCGUUGGCUUACGAGUGGAAUUACAGUGGACGUUUUAGUUCUUGCAGUGCAGAGACGGUGCGUGCAGCGUUAGAUGUCCUAAAUGUGUGCUGCGUGAUACCACGUGUACACGCGGUGUUCUGCGAACGGAUUGAGUUUCCGGAUGAAGGAUCGGCUGCUGGAAUAAACAUUGUCUUAGGAGCGGCCGAAGGUGAAAUUGUGGCCGAUGCCGAAGUUCAAAAAUCGGCCCUGGCCGUGCUGGUGAAUACGGUGUGCGCCCCUAUUCAUCGGCCUAGUGGAUCGUUGGCUAGAUUCGGUUCUGCCAAGAAAAGAAUGCCAAACAAAAAUUCGGAAGAACUUUUGCAGAAAGUUUGGGAAAGCGUGCGUUCCAACAAUGGAAUUAUUGUUUUGCUGUCCCUCAUGUGUGUAAAAACGCCGAUUACCGAUGCGGAUUGCAUACGGGGUAUGGCAUGUCGAGCACUUGCCGGUCUGGCGCGGUCAGAGACAGUACAGCAAAUCAUCGGAAAACUUCCACUUUUUGUCAACGGGCAGCUGCAAAGUUUGAUGCGCGAUCCUAUUCUGCAGGAAAAACGAGCGGAACACGUCCAAUUCCAGAAGUACGCUUUGGAACUUAUGGAACGAGUAUCUGGUAAAGCCAAAACAUUCAACAAUCAGCUUGACACAUCGCUGGCGGAUAUUCACAAAGCAAAUGUGGUGGCGCAGACAAAAAUUCAAUUUAAUGAACAGCAACUUUAUCAAUUAAUCUACCAACACCUUGCGGCACGAGGCUUAACGGAAACCGCCGCUUCGCUGGUGAAAGAAGCUAACAUUACAAUUCCCUCGACACUGCAGCAACAGCACCCGCAGGUGUCUACUAUUGGCCGAAAUUUACAUCACUCGCCAUUCACUUUCCGUUCGCCCAAUACGAGUGUGAUACAACGCGCGCGGAUUCGUAGCAAAACAGCGGAUUCUGUUUUCAACCACUCUGCCGCCCAGGCAAAUUUACAAGCUGCGCUAGCAGCAGCCAGUUCCGACGGAAAUUGUUUAAAGGAUGCUAACGGCAGUGGAGACACAUAUCAGCUUCGUCCAGCGGAUACGUCGGGUAGUGCUGGCACUGCGACGGUGACGACCGCAGCCUUAGAAUCGCUCGUCACUGAGCCAUUUACUCCGAUCAAGCUAAUUAAAAAGACAAACCCGACUUGCGUCAGUGCCGGAGGGCCCGUCGGAGGUAGCUCUUCGCACGGUACCAGCAACAGUUUAAACACUCCCUUUUCCUCCUCAUCUAGCAACAGUCAGCAGCGGUCACUGCAGAAGCAAAUAUCGGCUACCGUCGAUACCGCGUCGUUUCUCGUGCCCGCUUCGACGUCUUCCAAAACAACUGCGCAGGAUCCCGUUGGCUGCAGCACGGUGACACUAGAUACUAUUAUUACCGAGUAUCUCACCAAUCAACAUGCGCUGUGCAAGCAUCCGAUGUCCACCUGUCCGCAGUUUGAUCUGUUCGUUCCACACAAGUGCCCGGAUCCUCGGCCGAAUCGAGCCUCUGGAAUGAGCAUGAACUUCGCGGCUCGGUUUUUCAAACGACAUGCUGGUUUUUCGUCACGACGGUUCGAUCGCCGGUUGGUUCACUCGAACUUUUCCGCGUCACGAGUGUUGCGACCGCAAGAUUCGGACUUCUUCUUUACGUGCUGUGAUUUUACGCCAUGCGCUACGAAGCUUAUCACCGGUUCGCACAGCGGAGAAGUGAAGAUUUUCAACCUGAGCGAUAGCAACGAGGAAUUCAGCUACUCGUGCCACGAGUCAUACCUGAAUUCGAUCAAAUGCAGCAAGGAUGGCCGUCUGCUGUUGACCUCCUGCGCCUGGCGAUCACCGAUGUCCGUACUGUGGAAUAUUGAAAACAAUCGCUUCUCGCACAAAUUGCAAUGGGACGAGGAAGAGUAUUUGGAGUUCCCGAACAUAAUGCAGGAUAAAGUUCUUGCGACGACGGGAGAGGUGGCCACAAUUUACGAUAUUAACACGGGACAGAAGAUCUUAUCACUGGUGCCGAACAUCUACAAUCAGUACUCGAAAAACCGGGCCACAUUCUGUCCAACGGACGAACUUAUUUUGUCGGACGGUGUUUUGUGGGACGUUUCGUCCGGCAAGGAAAUCCACAAAUUCGACAAGCUGAACCAAACGAUAUCGGGAGUGUUCCAUCCGAACGGGCUGGAAAUCGUUUCCAAUACCGAGGUGUGGGACCUGCGAACAUUCCACCUUUUGCGAACGGUUCCAGCGUUGGACCAGUGCUACGUGAAAUUCUCUCCGCAGAAUGUGAUAUACGGUAUCUGUCCUGAACUGGAAUCGGAACCGAAUUCCGAUAACGUGUUCUUCGAAUCCAGCUUCAAGGUACUGGAUGGGUAUGAUUAUUCGAGCAUUUCGACGGUAGAUGUUAAGCGGAACAUUUACGAUUUGGCAAUCAAUCUGUACGGUAGCCAGAUCGCGAUUGUUGAGAACCAGGGUGGGUACAAUUCGGUACAGGAGUCGGUGGUGCGAAUCUACAGCGUGGGCCGCAAAAAGAACACCGAAGACGAUGCCGAAGAGGAGGAAGAGGAAAUGGAAAACUCCGAGGAUAAUUCGAUGUCGGAGACGGAGUCGGUCGUAUUUCACGGCGCUCGCGGAGAAAACGGUGGUCAGCGUCGUCGGCGGAGACGGGGAAUGCGUAUCAAUGUACUCGAUGAUGAAGAUGAUAUUUUCCAACCAGGUUCUUCCUCGUCCAGUGAGGACGACGACGAUGACGACGAUAAUGAAGACGACGAUGACGGUGCCGGGGAUGGCGGCGAUGACGAAAACGAUGAUGCCGAAGACGACGAUGGUGGCAACAACAACGAUGACGAAGCGGAUGAGGAAGACGCCUCUUCCUGGACUACGACCUCCGAUCUGGAAGACUUCUUAUUGUUAUAAAGGGGUGUAGAUAGGCAGUGACAGUACCGGAGACGAAAUCGAUUGAAAGGUGGGUCAUGAAGCGCACCAUCCUCUAGCAGCCAACGGAAUGUGAGUCCUACUAAGAAGUCCUACUAAGAUUUGGUACUGCAUUUUUCUGUUUAACCUUUGUAUGUCAUCAUUGAAGCCGGGGCAGCAGACUUGGAUUCUUUCCAGUGGCUGAAAGGAAAAGUGUCGAACCAGGAAAUGAAAGCGUAUGCUUUAACAAAAUUGCACAUAUUUGUAUUUACUAUUGCCAAAAAUUAUCUUCGAUAGCCAAGCUAAAUGAAAGGCAGAUAUAGAAAUUGUUACAAAAUUUCAAUUGUUUAGGUAUAAAAAGCAGCGAUUACUUUCUAUUUUGCUAUUUUGUUUUGCCACAGCUGUACCGCUCGUUUGUUUUAUUGAAUUGUUUGUUUCAUAUCUCUUAUCAAAUUGUCGAUAUAAUUUUCUACCGUCUUUUUUCGAGCGACACCAGAGAGGUAAUGUCCAUACAAUUUAAAUGUGUGUUGAAAGAAGGUUCUUGUACAUUUACAAUAAUUUUUAACUGAGAAA